GGAAGGGGGAAGUCGAUCUCUGGUUGCGUUGAAUUGAAGUAUACCUACAGAUACAAUAGAAGACAUUGCCCGAGAAGCAAGAAACCAUUGGGAAUCUUGCGUGGCCCUCCUCUGAAUCCCUACCUAUCACUUUCCAUCUCUUUCUUCUGAAACGAAGCACGGAUCUCCCCGCAGACCCUAUGAUUCAAUCCUCGUCCUCUUACUGAAGGAGUUGCCUGCGCCCCUUCAUCCCCCCACCACAGAUUCAUGGAUGUGAAGCUAGGUUACUAAUAUUGAAGAGACCCGUUCGUUCGUUUUUAUUGGAAUCUGCCUACUCGAUCUUCUCCCGCCCCCCCCUGAGCAUUACGUCUAGUCUAGCAUUCGCGGGAUUGACACCAUCGCGAAACUUCCCCUCCUUUGUCCGAAACCCCUUACGCUGGGCGCCGCCACAACAAGAAAGCACCCCAAGAACGCUAGACUAUGAUCCGUCGCAACUCAGACAUUGAGAUUCAGCUGCCCGAUGCAGGUCCGACCAUCGCGACCGACCCUCUGACGGAACCAGACGUGGAAAUGCUGUCGGAUGAACCGACUCUGCCUCUCAGCCUACCGGUUCACCUAGCCGCUCGUUUCUCGCGCAAGUCGAGUGUCGCGCGGCGAUCCUCGGCUGCAUCCUCUCGUCGCAGUUCGAGUUCAUCCCUGCAUUCCCACCAUUCGAACGCGUCUUCCCAUGGCGCGUCCCCUACCGACCAUAUCGCGCAACACCUCCGGCGGACCUCCAUCUUGGAAAGCCGGAAAGCGAGGUUUGCUGACCGUGCCUUGCAUGCCGAGAAGGUGAGGCUGCGCGCUGCCCUCACAAAGGCUGCUACGAAGAAUCUACAGCGGGAGGAGAGAGCAUUGGCGGCCCACCAAGCUCGGGAACGAUUGUUGGCAGAGAUCACUGCCAAAUGCGAGGAGGAAGUCCGUCGGGCGAAGCAGAAAGCCGAAGAUAAUCGGGAGAAAAAGGCGGCGGAGCACGCUCGCCUGCGCCUGGAGAUGGCGGAGAAGUUCGCCGAAGCCGAGAAGAGGCGUGUGCUUUACCACCAGAGCCAUCGGCGUACCCGCACCAGUAGCCUGCCGGCCACCGAGGAGAAGAAGAUGACCAAGGCGGUGACCAGAUCACUCACCCAGGAUGCGGCCGCCAGAACGAUCCAGCGAGUGUGGAGGGCGCACUACGCCAGGAUGGUCAUGGGGCAGUUCCGGGGUCUGGACUUGACGCUGGACCGAAUCCGUGAAAUGUCGUUUGAGGAUGUAGGAGCUCUCCUUUCCGACGAUGGGGUCCUAGCCACCACCGCCCGUGUCCUCCAGCUUUGCGGGUUGCAGGAUAUGGAAAGCGGGACCAUGGGUGGGAGGGGUGCGGUCCGGACAUUCCUCAGCAGUUAUUUGAUUGUCACGCAUCCUACCGAAGUCCUGAGUAGCAAUGGCGAACAGGAGCAGGACCUGAUCGCCAAGGCUCGCGAGUUGCUUGGAGCAUUUGAGCAAGCCAUGCCGUUGCUCUCGUCCGGCCACUGCCAAUCCGUGGCCAUCUCGACCGAGCUCCAGACGCUUGGGGAGGCUUACAAUGUCUUUUUUUCUGCUUUUCAUGCCUGGAAGACUCAUGACUCUAGUGUCUUGGUGGAGAUCAUGUUAGCGCAGUUCGUCGAACUGGAGCUCAUCUGGCAAACGGUCAAAGACGAUCGGGCCGGUGGCGCGGCUGAUGAUUAUUGGCAAGGUAUCCGACAGAACCAGAUCCUGCUUUUGGCCCGGUUGAAACGACUGGCCGGCUCCGACCGUGCAAUGCAAAUGGUCCGGGACGCUCUGAAGAAAGCCAAGCGAGAGAAGAAGCGCAAUGCUUCCAAACGGGCGAUUCCGCGGUCUGCCGAAGUUGCCCCGGCGUCGACCGAAGCACUGACCGAUAGCGUGGCCUCGCCGAUUAGCGAAACGUUCAAUAAUGUGGAUAGUGCUGCGUUGCAAGAGCUGGAUCGACAGCGGAUAUCCCCACAUGAGCGGUUCACCCGUAUACUGACUGCUCUUCCGGAAAACAGAGCGUUGGUCCAUGAGCUUCUCAUCAACAAGGAGUUCAAGAUCGAAGAAACGCAAUACACGGAGCCACGCAAGCAGGUCAUGGCGCAUAUGUGCGAAAUGAUGCGGAGAGACGUAGACGCUGGCAUGGGGACCAACUGGACCGUGGCGAUGGCUACUGUAAUCCAGGAUCGAUUGCUACGCUCACUGCGCCCCGGGAAUUCCCUCUACGUCCUGAUCAGCGAAGUGCUCGAUCCGAAGUUGGUGGAGAGCCAAUGCAGGGCCGGCGCCUUCUCCUACGAAAGUUUCUACGAUUUCAUGAACACCAUCCUCCCGAAACUUUGCGCGCCCUACCGCGAUCCCGUGCUCAAGGAAUUUGCCGAGGAUCAAUCCGGAGACGCGAUCGACCGACUGGCAAGGCUCAUGGGGAUCAUUGACCUUCUGUCGCUGGAUCACACGAACUUCAUGAUCCAGGUCGCGGCGCCCCAACUCAUCCAGGAGGCACCUGGCUACGAACAGAGGACGUUCGAAAAGGGUCUCCAGGAUGGCUCGAUGACCCUGGGGAAGAGCCGACGCUUUUGGCGAACGCAUCGCAAAAUCAUUGUGGACGAGUUGCGCAAACGGGACCCGGAAAACAUCAACGGGGAGCCUCAACCGCCUGCGGCGAAGAUCUACGCGCACGGCCUUGUGGAUCUCGUAUUGAGCAACGCACCGGUGUCUGACGAUCUCAUCCCCGAGACCCUCGAGCUGGAUCGCAUGCGCUUGCGGCAGCUGCACGCGCAGGCAUACCGGAUUGUUGCCACGGCCUCUAUUCUUCUAACCGCCAAGAACCUGCUCAAGAGGGAUGUGCGGUCACACUGGAAGGCCGAGGCUGACCGGAUAUUAUCCCUGGACUUCAACGACGUCCGACCCGAUCGUAUCCAAUCGAUCCUGGAGUCCACCCAUCCGAUGCCACCUAGCGCGAGUGCUCAACUUGCGGCGACCAUCCGGCGAGUUUUAGCGCCCGUUGCCGCGGCUUGUGCCGUGACCGAUCCCUCCACGGCCGCGCAGGUUUCCGUCGAGGUGCCGAGUGAUGGGGCUCGGCAAAAUCCAGCGUCGUCGGAUCCGAGCAGCCAUGCCGGCUCGAGUUCCUUUGCGGGGAACGCUUCCAGCUUCAAUGACCCCGUUGCACGACUCAUCCUGUCCCGUCUGCGCACGCAUGUCCUGUCUCGACUCAACGCGUCGAGUGCCAGCGAACGGGUGCGAGCGACAACCACUGCCAGUCAAAGCUUGGCGGGAGCAGGGAUGCCAGAAUUCGUCAGUGAGGUUGGGAAGCUGACUGAGCAGUUGGAGAAAGUGCGCGAAGUAGACUGGCUCUGCCAUGGCAUGGUGUAUGGGCGGGUGCUGGGUGAUGGAGUUUCCCCGGCAUCUGGUCUGUGAUGUGGCUGGUGGACUCUUAUAGGUACUAAGGGAGGCUUUUUUAAUUACUAUACUAACAUAUAUUAUGUUUGGC
Molecule: messenger RNA, 3508 nt
Organism: Aspergillus candidus
Lineage: Eukaryota; Fungi; Ascomycota; Eurotiomycetes; Eurotiales; Aspergillaceae
Product: IQ calmodulin-binding motif domain protein
Exons: 1
Coding region: 460-3435 (991 amino acids)
Source: RefSeq, a predicted model, not a curated record